GCGUCCCAGUCAGUGUCUCUGUCAGUGUGUCCGUCGCCUGCUGUCGAGCGUCUCUCUGCCCACAUGCGCGCAGCCAGGGUGCAGACGGAGAGCAGGAGCAGCUGUUGGAUCUAUAUUUCGGAGUGAACACCUGGAUUACCAAACUGUAUUUUUUGUUUUUUUUUUGGAAAUUUUAUUUGAUUAUUUUCUUUCUUUCUUUCUUUUAUUUUUCUUUCUUGUAUCUUCGGGUUUAAAAGAAAUAAGCUGUCAUCAUGUCUCGGGGUGUGGAGGAUGUGAGCAAGCUUACUGAAAGUACUUACAAGAAUGUGAUGGAGCAGUUCAACCCAGGCCUGAGGAACCUGGUCAACCUUGGGAAGAGCUAUGAGAAAUCAGUCACAGCAAUGAAUCUUGCCGGAAAGGCCUAUUUUGAAGCAGUGGCAAAGAUCGGAGAAAACGCCACUGUGUCUCCAGUCUCCAGAGAGCUUGGCGUGGUUCUGAUGGAGAUUGCAGAAGCCCACAAGAAAGUCCACAAUGAACUGGAAGACAACUUCAAAAGGUUCCACAAAGACAUCAUUACGGAGCUGGAGAAGAAGACGGAGAUGGAUGUUAAAUACAUGAAUGCCACCUUCAAGCGCUAUCAGUCAGAGCACAAGCUGAAGCAGGACUCCCUGGAGCGCUCUCAGACGGACCUGAAGAAGCUUAGGAGGAAAAGCCAGGGAAAGCACUCAUCCAAGUAUGAGAUCAAAGAGAACGAGUACAUGGAGACCAUCUCGUCACGCCAGGUGGACAUGCAGAAGUUCAUCGCCGAUGGCUGCAAAGAGGCCUUACUGGAAGAAAAGAGACGCUUCUGUUUCCUGGCAGACAAACACUGCAUGUUCUCCUAUCAGAUCGUCAGCUUCCACGAAAAAGCCAAAGAUAUGUUGGCUCUGAGGCUCCCCAGCUGGCAGGAAAAGUGCGGCGACAUCGGCAACGUGCCGGACUCGGUGACGACCAUGAUAGAGAGGCUGUCCACCACUCCAGAUCAAUCACCACUGGUUGACCGCCGCAACAGGAACAACAUGGACUCUAUGGUGCCUCCUCCUGCACCACCGCUGAAGGCUCAGAUCAGUCCGCUGGCCACCAUGUUUAACCCAAUACCCAUGUCUCCGAUUACCUCCUCAGACCGCAACUCAGACCAAGGUAGCAUUGGGGAGUGCAGCUUGUCUAGAUCGACAUCCCAGUCAUCUGGUCUCAAUGUGGGCAGGAAGACCAAGGUUAGGACGAUUUUUCCCCACACGGCCGGCAACAACGAAACACUCCUCAGCUUUGAUGAUGGCGACAUCAUCGUUCUGCUCAUCCAGGAAGAGAAGGACGGCUGGCUGUACGGAGAAUUAGAGAGGACACGACAGCGGGGCUGGUUUCCCUCGUCCUACUGCCGACCUUACACCGAGCCAGUGACAUCCAACAGCAAUCUGAGCACGCCCGUGCGCAGUGUGAGUAUGGCCAGCCUGCCCAAGCAGCAGGAGCCAGAGGAGGUGGACGCGCCGGUGCUGCUGCCGCCGGCGGACUACAUUGACGAGACCCCACAAAGCACCGUGAUCUCCUCAGAGCCCUCACCAAAAAACACAGUUUCUUUACUCAAUGGGACUGCAAAGGCUCCUUUUCUAGGAGGAGGGAAUCCGUUUGCCACGGUGAAGCUGAGGCCGACAGUCACCAAUGACAGAUCGGCACCGGCGAUCUAAAACACAUCUAAAGGAGCGUUUCACCGCUGUUAUGCCUUCAAGGGGGUCGAACCCCUGCGACACACUGAACAUCUCCCCCAACCUGACAUCACACCAGCCUGCAUGCUAGCACUCUGUUGUUUCAUGGCAUAAGUCUGUGAUUUACACAAGACACUAAAAGGAAACUAUCGCCCGGUAUGAAUAUGAAGGAGAAGAGCUACGUUUAAUUCACCCCAAAAUGAAAGUGUAGGCCUUAUCUCGGAAUCAAAUCGACAAAUAAGUUUCAUUUACCCUUUACACACCAAGGUAUUUAUUGUACAGCAAUAAAGCCAUGUGUUUUUCUUCUGCUUUUAUUCUGAAGUAAUAAAAGUCCCAGUGUGGCUUCACGUUGGCCAGAGGAAACAUUCGGUUUAUGAGGAAACUGAAUAUGGUCCGAACACCUGGCCGUGACGGUUAGUUGUAAACACAGAUAAUACUGGACUGGAUACGUGGACAAUUUUAUAUAGUCACUAUAGUAUGUAGUGUUAAUACAGAAUUCAUGUAAUAACUGAAUGUAAAUAUGUUAGGUGAAUAGAAAUAGUAUGAAAAAAAGUUAGAUUUGAUUGAAAAAUGUCAAAGUCAAAAUGAGAAUGAACUAAAACCCCAAAUUUCCCACCAUACUUUAAGAGAUAUGACUUCUAACAAAUGGGGGAAAAAAAUUAUGAGGAGACAACGUCUGCAUUUUCACUUUUGGAGUGAACUGCCCCUUUAAGAUUUGAAGCUGCUCAGUCAGUGUGUUCAGGAUUUUUUGUGUCUUGAUUGAAUGAGAAUGAUGAGAGUACAUGAUUGUGACGUGAUACCGAUGCAACAGACCAGCACACAGGCUAUCUUCCUGACUUGCCAAAAAAAAAAAAAAAAAAAGUUCCAUUUUUAUUAUAAUUAUUUCUGUCCUUUUAAGAAGCAUUGUGGUAAAUGGAGGCAGUGAGAAUGAAGGAAGAGUGAUGUUGUUGGGUAACGGGUGUGUCUUUUGAGUGAGGGUGAAAACGUAUGUCUCUGUUUGAAAUGAGAAGGCUAUUUAUAUACCGUUAGUUUGUAUUAAAUAUUUAAAUAACUAUGUAUACGGAAGUCCAUUCUGUGUAGGUGCCCCUUUGAGUGCCCGUGUGCUCAGUCUGACCCCACCCUGAUUUAGAUUUCACUGCUGUUUUAAAUGGGUUAAAGGACCUUUCCAUGGUGGGAGUAGUUUCACUCCUCAUUGUUUCAUUGUUAUGUGGCGAUUCUGUGCACAAUACACAGUAUAUGCAAAAUGAAAUGUACUUUACUGGUAGACAUUUGAAUUGUAUGUGAAUAAAGCGGCUCAUUGUUUGUAAGUAUUAACUAUUUUGUGAGGAAAGCGAUUUUCUUUUCCAUGUAUUUGCUUUAUUGAAUGAGGAUGACGAGGAACUGACUAAUGAGACAGUUUAUUGAUCUGCAUAGACCCACUGACGUAAGGAAACUCAUCAUGCCGAGUACUUGCAACGUGCUUUCUUCAAAGUACCUUGACACUGUGUUGACGAUUGUAGUCUCUUUUUCUCAAUAAAACAUGAAAAAGUCUGAA
This is a messenger RNA of Mugil cephalus (flathead mullet), 3252 nucleotides long. It is a transcript of the gene baiap2l1a, whose product is annotated as BAR/IMD domain containing adaptor protein 2 like 1a. Gene Ontology annotation, molecular function: protein binding. Gene Ontology annotation, biological process: actin crosslink formation; positive regulation of actin filament polymerization; actin filament bundle assembly. Lineage: Eukaryota; Metazoa; Chordata; Actinopteri; Mugiliformes; Mugilidae. The record is from RefSeq and is a predicted model, not a curated record. The transcript has 14 exons. The coding region runs from base 252 to 1700 and encodes 482 amino acids. Gene Ontology annotation, cellular component: nucleoplasm; cytosol.